This is a messenger RNA of Naegleria fowleri, 993 nucleotides long. RefSeq lists its product as uncharacterized. The record is from RefSeq and is a predicted model, not a curated record. The coding region runs from base 1 to 993 and encodes 330 amino acids. Lineage: Eukaryota; Heterolobosea; Eutetramitea; Acrasida; Naegleriidae. The transcript is spliced from 2 exons.
AUGCCCAGCAAGAUCGGUAAAACAAGACCCAACCAUGGACCCAAGCACUCUAGCUCACUUCAAUCAUUAAGCGACUACAUUGCUUCUGCUAGUUCAUCUGUAGAUAAUGAGCCCAAUUUGACAAAUAAUCUCAACCCUACUCACAAUUGCUCUACUAGUGUUGACACUAGAUUGUACCCAACUAUUGAUCCAAUAGCUGAUGAAGAAUUGGCCGCUAAAACUAAUAAUACAAACAGAACUCUUUUUGACACUGAUCAGAUUUUAGAAAUUGUAUCUGUUAUUGCUAGCCCACACAACCCUAUGACCUUAAAUUUCCAACAUGUUGUAAAAGCCACUCUCAGAAUAUUCUCUGAUGACAUUAAAUACGAAAUCACCACAGAAAGAAAGGCUUUUAAAAACCAUAAGGACAGAAAACAUGUUUGGGAGUUAUGGAAGGAAAGAAUGAAGAAUAUUAACAAACUAUUAUCUGAGAACAAGAAAAGUAGUAAUGUCCAACAAGACAAUGAAGAAUUCAACAUCAAUGACAUAGCAGUGAAGGAAAUCACUCCUCCCAGAUAUAUUGCUGUUAGAUAUAGCAAAAUAUUUGAAGAGAAUGAGGUAAUUGAAUUAAUUAAGGACAACCUUAGUGGCAAAUAUGUCACCAUCAAUCCGAUUAUUAAGCUCAAUAAUACCAUAAUUGUCACUAUUGAAGAUUGCGCUCAAGUAGAACAGGUAGUUGAAACAUUACGUACAAAAUUUAAAGAAGUCAAUAUCACUUCAUCAUGUGAAAACGACACCAAAAAAAUUAUACGUGUCCAUAAUAUUCCAAUAGGAGAACUAUGGAAAACUAUAGUCAAGGCAGAUUGGAGGAAUGCAAUUGAAAGCGAUACUGGUGAACCCAUUGUUGAAAUUGCUACAGCUAGAAUUGGUAAAGAAAUGGCAACAGUGAUCACUGUCAAAAGUAUGAAAGCCAGAAAUAAAUCAUAUGUUUUUGCCUUACAUAGAUUUGAUUAG